CGCGCAGGCCCCAGCGCGGCGUGGGGCCGGGAUACCGGCGCCUUUCCUUCCCUGGCUGCGCAAUCGCCAGGGCGGUCGAGCUCCUUCCGGCAGCUGGCACCCUGCGCGAGCGAACCUGCUGACAUGACUGAUCCUGGGGAUGAUGAGCUGUCCUCUAGGACAGGGAGUCCAGAUGGGGAAGGUCGGGUCCCUGAGGAGAGAUCCUUGCUGCAUCAGAGUCUGGCCGUCAGGGAACUCAUCGACACCGAGGUCUCCUACUUGCACGUGCUCCAGCUCUGUGCCUCGGACAUUAGGAGCCACCUGCAGCAGCUGCCACAGGGAGAUCUGGAUGUCCUGUUCUCAAAUAUCGAUGAUAUCAUCAAGGUGAACAGCAAAUUGCUUCAUGAUCUGCAGGAGACAGCCGCCAGGGAAGAGGAACAAGUGCAGCUGAUCGGCAACUUAUUCCUGGAAUUCCAAGAGGAGUUGGAGCAAGUCUAUAAAGUGUACUGUGCCAGCUAUGAACAGGCCUUGCUGCUGGUGGAGGCCUACCGGAUGGAGCCACAGCUGCAGCGGGAGAUCCAGGACACCAUUGAGGCAGUGCUGCCUCAAGCUGGAUCCUCAGGCCUCAGUUUCUUGCUGGUAAUUCCUUUGCAGAGGAUUACCAAAUACCCAUUGCUGCUGCAGAAAAUUCUGGAGAACACACUCCCUGAUGCCAGUGCCUACCCUGUCCUUCAGAGGGCUACCUCUGCCCUCCAGGACGUGGUCACCAACAUCAAUGAGUACAAGAGGCGCAAAGAAGUGGCCUCCAAGUACACCAAGGUGGAGCAUCUGAGCCUCCGGGAGCGACUGGCCCGCAUCAAUAUGCACACCCUUUCCAAGAAGACCACCCGGCUGAGCCAGCUGCUGAAGCAGGAGGCGGGGCUCGUACCCAAGACAGAAGACAAGGAAUUUCAUGACUUAGAAGAGAGUUUCCACUGGGUGUCACUGUGUGUGACCGAGCUGAAGAACAAUGUGGCUGCGUACCUGGAUAAUUUGGAGGCUUUCCUCCGCUUCCGGCCCCAGGAAUACGAUCUGGACAUCCCUGGGGGCCCUGUGGUGCAGUACUGUUACCUGGCAAGAGACCUGCAGCUCCAGGCCUUCCCUGAGUUUAAGCAGCGGCUGGAAGCCCUGGUGUGGCAGCCAUUGUGCAGCCUGGCCAAAGCCUUGGCCGGGCCUCAGAAUCUGAUCAAGAAGCGUCUGGACAAACUACUGGACUUUGAGAGGGUGGAAGAGAAGCUGUUGGAGGUGGGCAGCAUGACCUAUGAGGAAGAGGCGGCCCGGCACAUGUACGAGGCACUCAACUCCCUGCUAGUGGCUGAGCUCCCACAGUUUAAGCAGCUGGCCAUGCGGUGGCUGGGACAGAUCCUGUGCACAUUUGUGACCCUCCAGAGGGACCUUGCAAAGCAAGUGCUGCAGAGGGCAGAGGGCAGCUUGGCCCAGCUUCCCCACCACCACAUCUCUGAUCCAGCCUUCAGGAAGCUGGUGGAGGAUGCACUGGGCCAGACCAGUCAUCAGCUUCAUGCCUUUCAAGAGAACUUCGAGAAAGUGCUGCCACAUCCCACCAAACAACCACUCCUUCCAGGGGCUGAACACCAGGUGCAGGCUCUCCUGAGCAGGUAUGGCCCGGGAAAGCUGUACCAGGUGACAACCAACAUCAGCGGGGCUGGGACUCUGGACCUGACUUUGCCUCGGGGCCACAUCGUAGCCCUCCUUCAAGACAAGGACACCAAAGGCAACGGCAGCCGAUGGCUGGUGGACACCGGAGGACAUCGAGGGUACGUGCCAGCUGGGAAACUGGAGCUGUACCACGUGGUCCCCCGUGAGGAGGAGCUCAGAGGGCACGCGAGGCCUCAUAGGGACUCCCAACGUCAGACACCAGAGCCCACCUUGGCCCCCGUCCCUUCUGUCCCAGCAGUGACCCAGGUGGUGGCAGUGUACCCCUUUGUGGCCAGAAGCAGCCAUGAAGUGAGUCUGCAGGCAGGCCAGCAGGUGACUGUCCUGGAGGCCCAGGACAAGAAGGGGAACCCAGAAUGGAGCCUUGUGGAAGUGAACGGACAGAGGGGCUAUGUGCCUUCCAGCUUCCUGGCCAGGGCCCCAGGUCCAGCUCUGUGGGGCUGGAGUCUGCCCUCUUAGGGUGCCCUCCUUGGAGCCCUUGUUCCAAGAGGCUUAGAGGCUGUGACCCUGGGAGGGAAAAGAAGCAAAGAGAAGGUGGGGGUGGAUGGGGAAAUCAGGCCAGGGUGGGGUGAAGGGCACCCAGAAGGCAGCCAGGAGAGGUAGGUGGGCCUUGCAGAGUGCCUGGCGUGGGUGGACAUGAAAGGCUCCAACCAGGACGGCUCAUUAUGUCUGCAUGAAGAGGGCGUUCC
Molecule: messenger RNA, 2381 nt
Organism: Lipotes vexillifer (Yangtze River dolphin)
Lineage: Eukaryota; Metazoa; Chordata; Mammalia; Artiodactyla; Lipotidae
Gene: ARHGEF37
Product: Rho guanine nucleotide exchange factor 37
Exons: 13
Coding region: 124-2151 (675 amino acids)
Cellular component (GO): cytoplasm
Molecular function (GO): guanyl-nucleotide exchange factor activity; protein binding
Source: RefSeq, a predicted model, not a curated record